Lytechinus variegatus (green sea urchin) is the source of this 4042-nucleotide messenger RNA. RefSeq lists its product as uncharacterized. The transcript is spliced from 9 exons. The record is from RefSeq and is a predicted model, not a curated record. Gene Ontology annotation, biological process: signaling. Lineage: Eukaryota; Metazoa; Echinodermata; Echinoidea; Temnopleuroida; Toxopneustidae. The coding region runs from base 376 to 1833 and encodes 485 amino acids.
GAUGCCAGGCACGAGAUCAGUCACUUCUGAGCGUGCCCCAUCCACCAGGCACUCUGCUCGUUUGGCAUCUAAACCAGCUCCUCCCCAGAACGGUCGCUCUACCAGAGGGGCCAAGGUGCAGGAGAAGACUGCUCCAGUUGGCAAGAAAACUGCUCCAGCAGUAAAGAAAGCAACUUCAGCAGCCAAGAAAGCAGCUCCAGUGGUCGAGAAAGUGGCUCCACUGAAGGAGGAGAAGGAGAAUACAAUUGUUGAGGACACUUCUGCAGAGGUUGAUGUAGAACCUGCACAGAUAGAUGAAGCCACUUUUACAGUAACCAAGAGCGGGCCAUCCCUGCUUACUGACACAUUUGGUAAACGGGUGGAUUCACUUUCCGUAUGGAUGUACCAGAACUCCCCUUCACGCCGAUCAGCCCUGCCAGUGCGUCCAUUUUCCUCUUUCCUUCUGUGAAGUCAAACACGAAGCUCACCCCAUCUCAGCGCAGAUGCUCAACACCAUACUCACUGAGGCCGCUGAGUAAACUAGAACAGACCCCAGGACGAGAGCUUAUUCCCCCUCAACCUAACAUCACAGAGGAGGAAGAUGUUGCCAUGGAAAUAAAGUCAUGUGACCCUGUAAACCUUGAGGAAAGCAAGAGACCAGUGACAGAAAUGCAAGCGAUUGAGAAAAAUGAGAGGAUACCACUGCCUCAGGAAGAGGUUGCCAUGGAAAUGGGAGACUCAGUGAAAGUUGAAACUGUUGACCAAGAAGAGAUCAUGUCUGUAGAGCCUAUGUCAAUAGCACCAGAAGAGAGUAAACCUGAGAAUACAGCUACCUCACCCUCUGAGAAAGAUGUACCCUACUUCAAGAGUUUGGUAUCAUCCGAGACCACAAGACUUCUUGACCGAUGCAGUGUCUGGGAGAACAUCUUGUCUGAUAGUGACUUAUCAGAAGAAGUGUGUGGUGAGGUACGCAGUGCCAUCGGCAAGGCAAAACUGCUGAUAGACCAGCGCUUCAAACAGUUCCUUGGCCUUAUCAAGAACUGUGAAUUUGGACUUGGCGAGAAGGUCACCCAUUGCUCUGACCUAGAAGGAUUCUGGGAAAUGAUUUACUUCCAGGUGGAGGAUGUGGAUGCGUUAUUCAAAGAACUUGAGAAGUUAAAAGAAAAUAAUUGGGAGAGAGAGGAGAAACAGGUGGCCAAACCUAAGGUGAUGAAGAAGAAGAAGCCAGUCAGCAAGAAGCCAGUUGGAGGUGAUGCUGCCGCCAAGCGUACCGCUGCCAGGGAGAGACUACUAGCCGCCAAAGCAGCCAUGCAGGCCAAAACGACACGAAAGGCAGAGUCAGAGAAGAUUGUCUUCCAAGGGGGAUUCUUCAAAGUUGAGAGUCCAGCCAGAAAGGCCACACCUGCCAAGACCAAGGAACUGCGUGAAGAUGGAUUAAGCCGUCAAGCUCUUCAGACCAUGACCAAUAUCAUGGCUAGUCCAGCACUAGCCACACGCAGUCCAGGCUUGUUAAAGAAGACCGGUGCAAUGGCCAGCCCAGCACACAUCACACGCAGUCCAGCCUUGUUAAAGAGGUCCAGUGCAAUGGCCAGUCCUGCAUCCACUAUGUGUAGUCCAGCCCUAAGGAAGAUGACCAUUAUGUCCAGUCCUGGAUCCAAUCAUUGCAGUCCAGCUCUUCAGAAGAGGGCCGGUAUGAUGGAAGCUCCCGUAACCAACCUAUGCAGUCCACUCAGGAGAAGGACAAGAAAGAGUUCGUUGGGGCUUGGAUUGGGUCAGGCGCCAUCCCUCUUCACACCGGAGAAAGAUAGCCCAGUGAAAGAAGCUGUAGUCCAGGACCUCAUAUCGUGGGACUAAAACUUGUUCGCUCAGCUGUUGUCGCAUCACUUCAGUCAUGUCAUGCUGAGGAAUCUCUCAGUGCCGGUGCUCACACGUUCAGGAAAAUGCAGGUGCUAUUCAUGCUAUUCAUAAAAGCUUAUGUCAGCAGUGAAUGACAUUUUUAGUAAGAGAAUCAUUAUGAAUGGCAGCACAACUGUUGACACUAACAUGCUUUUGUCAAGUGACGAACACGAUCAUGUGACCGGUAUUAUAGAAGGACAGCCAUUGCUGAAACUCAUAAUGGAAUCUAUGUGGUGAAGGCGAUAUUACAUGUAAACUAUUUUUAAUUGAUGAAACGUUCAUAGCCAGCGACUAAGAAACAUUGAUCUACCUUGUCAUACACAGACUACCUCCGUCAUGAGACUGUCAUAUAAUAUCCCAGGAAAUUCUAGAUUUAGCAAAGAUGGCAGAACUGGUCAGAUUCUCAAUGACGUGUAUUGGAAUUACACUACAUGAAAAUGAAUAUCAUUUGGUGACUUACAUAGACAAAGAUCUGAAUUACCAUGUCUUGUCAUUGAUGGGAGAUACUACUUAUGCUACAUUGUUACUUAGUCUAAUAUUUGGUCCAACUCAGUCCUUUCAACACCGCAGUGGCUUAAGAUUGCACCAAAUUGAUAGAAAAUCAACUGGUUUGUAGUAGAGCCAAUUGUUCUACAUAUUUGUUUUAUUCACCAACCAGCUCAAUUGUCAUUUGUCUCCUACCCACUUGAGUCACAGACUAAUUCUUGCUAGACGUAAUAGGUAGCAGACAUGAAAGGAUCCCAAAUCAAUAUUUAUUUUACUCCACAACUAUUUACUCUAUGUUUAUUAUGAAUUCAGAUAUACACUUAGUAAUACAUGCAUUUCUUAAAAAAGAAUUUCAUCCAGUAGCUCAAUGUGGUACAUGUAUGGAAUAUAGAGAGGGUAAUUAUGGGCUUCAUUUUGUAACUAUACUCAUCGUUUUAAGACCUCUGUUAUACCAGAUUUCCUUAGUAGUCUCUGGGCGCCCUGACCAGCCUCAGGCAGGUUUCUAAUCCGGUGUAAAUGCACAAGCCGACCCGGGACCUCUUCUGAGCAAACCUAUCUCGGACCAACUCGCGAUGUGUUCCGAGACCGGUCUCGGGGUGCCCCAUGACUGCUUUGGAUUUGGUGUAAACGCAAACCUGCCAGAGACAUGUCUGAGACAGGUUUGCUUGAUGCACUACACGUGGAACGAUUAUCCAAACAUAGUGCGCGCUUUCCCCUCUGCCAAACCUAUCUCGGACAGCUUCGAUAAUUCAAUGUAAACGCAUAGAAAGCUGUCUUGGGGUACCCCAAGACUCGUGACGAUUCUGGUGUAAUAGGGGGUCAAAAAUUUAGGUCAACUUUUUGGUCUUAGUUGUCAUUGAAUAUUUCAGUACUAAAGUAUUAGAGGUAACUAGUCCCACUUGGUCCCAUCCCAAAAUCCGAGGAAAUAUGCCUUCGACUGUAGCCAUGUUUAGAUUCACCAACUUAUCCGACGAGUUUCCGCAACAUUCAAAACGGUAGUAGAAUUGUAUUGAAACAGACAAAUAUAUAUUCCCAAACAUUCGAGAUGAAUUUCUAGUGGGUUGAUCUUAUAUAGGAGCCAUGUGGUCGCUAGCAUUGGUGAAUCAAAUAGCAAUUCACUGACAUUUCCAAAGGCCGUUUGCAAAAGCUGAAGACUAGUGCAAACCGUUUAGUGCUAGCGACUGUUUAAUUGAUUUUCAAAGAAAUUUGAAACAUGUUCAACAUUAUUUUCACUGUGACAAGAAAAACUGUUGGAAUCGUGAAAACUGUCAAAAAGACUUUCUUGCAAUCUGUUAGAAACUUUUUGAAACCUUUUAUGACCCUUGGCAAAAAUACCGAUUGGACCAUUUACCAGUUUGGUCUAUUUUUCACUUUGCCCCUGUCCACUACCUUCCAACCCAUUGACAAGAUUCCUGACCCCUCACCAUUUUGCACAAUUAAAUCUGUAUCUUGGAAAGCCCUCCCUGGGACCUUUGGUGCAACAUUUGAAACUGAAAUAGCGAUGCCCAUGUAUGCACUUCUGAAGUUACACAACACUUUGUGUGUGUGUCAGACCCAAAAUUGCUCAAAAAUAUGAUUUUUUGCACAAAUCCAGUCAAUCUUAUUGAAAUGGCUUGCCUUAUUUUAUAUUGUUUGGUAUCCGGAAAGUAUUGCCACCAAUUCCAUAGGAAAUUCAAUAAAC